GUUUUUCUCGACGAUCAGUUCCUCCUCUGUCUCUGUCAACGUGACACCGUAUCCCAUCUCUCUCUCUCUCUCUCUCACUCGGCUAUUUUCAGCUCGCUGCAUCGACCAAUCUCGUAAAAUUGACAAAGACAGAAUCAUCCAACAUGUUCAAGAAGUUUUCAUUGGAGGAGGUUUCAUCACAAAACCAAGUUAAAGCUUCGGUUCAACGUAGGAUUCGCCAGAGUAUUCAAGAGGAGUACCCGGGACUUGAGACAGUGUUGGAGGAUCUACUUCCUAAAAAGUCUCCUCUCGUUGUAGUGAAAUGCCCAAACCAUCUUACCCUAGUUGUUGUCAACAAUGUGCCCCUCUUUUUCUGUAUCCGCGACGGGCCAUACAUGCCAACAUUGCGACUUCUUCAUCAAUACCCAAAUAUAAUGAAGAGGUUUCAAGUUGAUAGAGGUGCAAUAAAGUUUGUUUUCUCUGGUGCAAACAUAAUGUGUCCUGGUCUUACAUCCCCUGGAGGCGUUCUUGAUGAAGAAGUUGACACAGAGAGGCCAGUGGCAAUAUAUGCAGAAGGAAAGCAACAUGCCUUAGCAAUAGGCUUCACCAAAAUGUCAGCCAAGGACAUUAAGAGCAUCAACAAAGGAAUCGGUGUGGACAAUAUGCAUUACCUCAACGACGGUCUCUGGAAGAUGGAACGGCUAGAUUGAGGACGAUGUCGCAUCUCAUAUGAAUCAGUGUCCGGGAGAGUAAUAUUAUGAUCUCCUUUUAUGUCUCUCUAAACUUGUGGAGCUUUUGUCCGGAUCAACCUAAGCUUCAUUUUUGAAAUAUUUGAUGUUUUGUUUUAUGAGAGAACAUCACUACGGUUAUAGUUUUAAGUAUUUUUGCUAGCUCCGUAUAAUCAUGGCUUUUAUUACGCCUUUAAACAUGAGAUUAGUAAACAUGAUUAACUUUAAAAUUUAUGGCUUUGUUUACCUCCA
This is a messenger RNA of Eruca vesicaria subsp. sativa (arugula), 959 nucleotides long. Lineage: Eukaryota; Viridiplantae; Streptophyta; Magnoliopsida; Brassicales; Brassicaceae. The record is from the annotation of a GenBank genome assembly.